AUGAUGAAUGAAAAGGAAAAUGGACGUGCUAUUGAAAGAAACUCUACGCCGCUGAAUACUAAACCCGUCUUACCUUAUACUCUGCAUGAUCCAGUAGAUUCUGAUGGAUUAUCAUGGCCAAGUAUAGGUUCUAGAGAGCGCGUUGAGGAGAAUGCCGAGGAGCAGGAAAAGCGCAUUGAGAGAAUUGCAGGAGCGGUAUCUACUAUCCUCACAGAAUUAGGCGAAAAUGUUAAUAGAGAGGGAUUAAAACUAACGCCAGAAAGGUUUGCAAAAGCUAUGUUAUAUUUUACUAAAGGUUAUCAAGAUAAUAUUGUAACGGACGUUAUAAACGAAGCAGUAUUUGAAGAAGACCAUGAUGAGAUGGUUAUAGUCCGUGAUAUCGAGUUCUAUUCACUAUGUGAGCAUCAUCUAGUACCCUUCUACGGUAAAGUACAUAUUGGUUAUAUUCCCAGGAAGAAGGUACUGGGCCUUUCAAAACUUGCCCGUUUGGCUGAGAUGUAUGGGCGAAGAUUACAAGUACAAGAGAGGCUUACCAAGCAAAUUGCGAUUGCUCUCCAAGAGAUGCUGAAACCUUAUGGUGUUGCUGUUAUAAUCGAGGCUACACACAUGUGCAUGGUUUCACGUGGCAUUCAGAAAGUGGGAUCAUCUACUGUAACGUCUUGUAUGUUAGGGUGCUUCAGAGAGAGACUUGAAACCAGACAAGAGUUUUUGAAUCUAGUUCGCACUAGAAAUGUUUAA
This is a messenger RNA of Eremothecium sinecaudum, 738 nucleotides long. It is a transcript of the gene FOL2, whose product is annotated as GTP cyclohydrolase I. The record is from RefSeq and is a predicted model, not a curated record. NCBI's taxonomy places the organism in Eukaryota, Fungi, Ascomycota, Saccharomycetes, Saccharomycetales, Saccharomycetaceae. Gene Ontology annotation, biological process: tetrahydrobiopterin biosynthetic process; tetrahydrofolate biosynthetic process. Gene Ontology annotation, cellular component: cytoplasm. The transcript has a single exon. Gene Ontology annotation, molecular function: zinc ion binding; GTP binding; GTP cyclohydrolase I activity. Bases 1 to 738 code for a protein of 245 amino acids.